Molecule: messenger RNA, 720 nt
Organism: Naumovozyma castellii
Lineage: Eukaryota; Fungi; Ascomycota; Saccharomycetes; Saccharomycetales; Saccharomycetaceae
Gene: MTR3
Product: exosome non-catalytic core subunit MTR3
Exons: 1
Coding region: 1-720 (239 amino acids)
Source: RefSeq, a predicted model, not a curated record
AUGAACGUUCAAGAUAGAAGAAGACUACUUGGCCCCUCAGCGGCCAAACCAAUAGUGUUUACCACCGUAACGAGUGAAACUACAAAGGUCUCCGAACAAGAACAACAAGAACAAAAGCAAAAUGAAACGGCUGCACUAACGAUAAAAUCAGGAGUUGUAGAGAAUUGUAAUGGGUCCACCUUGAUAGAGUCCUCCAAAUUUUCUCUCCUUACCUCAGUGUAUGGGCCUAAAUCCAUUCGUGGAUCCUUCACAUCGCAAGGAACCAUCACCAUUCAGUUGAAAAAUGGUGUGGUCGAAAAUUAUCAAACUACUGAGUUGAAAGAAGUGAGUUCUUGGUUAGUGGGGAUAUUUAACUCUGUUGUGAAUUUGGAAAAUUACCCAAAGUCUGGGAUUGAUAUCUUUGUUAAUUUAAUAAUCGAUAAGCAAGGUGAUAUUAGUAAAUUGAUCCCAUUUCUCAUAAUGGGGAUAUGUCUGGCUUUAGUGGAUGGUGGGAUAGAAAUUAUCGAUAUUGUGACGGGGGGCGAAGUUAAUGGGAACGUGGUUUCUUUCACCAGAAACGGUGAAGAGAUUGUUGGAUUUUGGAAAGACCAUGGUGAAUUUGAUAAUAAUGAUGAUGAUCUAAUGAAUGAUUUGGAAAAAUGCAAGAAACAAUAUUUGGAGUAUAAGAAUUUGAUGAUUAAUUACUUGUUGGAACAAAAGAAACAAAAGGAUAAUUCUUAA